UUCCCAGCAUGCACCUGGUGAAGUGGUCUUCUCAAGGGAUGCUGCGCAUGUCUCCCGAGGCCAUGAACGAGCUCUUCCAGCCCACCGUCAGCCAGAUCAUCAAGCACAUUGAUGACCUCAUGAAGAAGCCCGAAGUGAAAGACAUCAAAUUCUUCUUCUUGGUGGGCGGAUUUGCCGAGUCGGCCAUUUUACAGCACGCCAUCCAAUCCGCCUUCAGCAGUUCCUGCCGGGUCAUCAUCCCUCAAGACGUAGGGCUGACCAUCCUGAAAGGAGCGGUGCUCUUCGGCCUGGACCCCACCAUCGUCCGGGUUAGGCGCUCGCCCUUGACCUACGGCGUUGGAGUCCUGAACAAGUUUGUGGAGGGGAAACACCCGAAGGAGAAGUUGUUGGUCAAGGAAGGGAAGAACUGGUGCACCGACAUCUUUGAGAAGUUUGUCUCGGUGGAUCAGUCGGUGGCCUUGGGCGAAGUGGUGCAGAGGAGCUACUGCCCAGCCCGGGUGGGUCAACGCAAGAUCAUCAUCAACAUCUACUGUUGUGCCAUGGAUGAGGCGGUCUACAUCACCGAUCCGGGGGUGAGGAAGUGUGGCACCAUCAGCCUAGAAUUGGAGGAACUGGAUGAGCCCAGCUCGCCCAAGAAGAGCCGGCGGGAGAUAAGAGCCAGCAUGCAGUUUGGUGAUACGGAGAUCAAGGUGGCUGCCAUGGACGUCUGGACCUCCAAGACCGUGCGGGCAUCCAUAGACUUCCUCUCCAACUGAGGUCCAGAAGUAGAGAGGACUCUGGACUGGUAGAAGAUCGGAGGGGGAAGACACCAUUCUUCUGCGUUGCAAGCCGCUUGGAUGAUUGGUGACUCAACUUUAUGGAUUCAGCCCAACCGUUGGCCAGUUUUUUGGGGUGGGUGGGUGGGUGAUUUAGGCCACGAACCUGCCAAAAAACAGCAAGGUGGAACUUCUAAUGGCCAACAGACUGGUGGGGUGGGUAACUUUUGGGAUUAAUUGGGUCAAAAGUGGAGGAGAUUGUUGUGCCUUGGAACUUCUAAAGCUCUGAGAACAUCUUGCAUUUCUCCAGUCAUCUUGGACUGGUGGCCUUUGGCUUCCCAGAAAGACAAGUUAUGGGUUCUGGUGUACU
This is a messenger RNA of Notechis scutatus (mainland tiger snake), 1125 nucleotides long. Lineage: Eukaryota; Metazoa; Chordata; Lepidosauria; Squamata; Elapidae. The record is from RefSeq and is a predicted model, not a curated record.